CAGUACAAAUUGAAGGAGUCCACACCGACAGCAGAUUACUGAUCGAUAAUCAACACUUACCCCAGAAAUACUCCAACCUGCUCCGAUAUCGAACCGUAUUUGGAGCCCGUGGUCCGUGAGUGUCAGGCCCACGGAGCUUUGUUUCCCGGUAGACCAUGUUAGCAUUGCUAGCUAACUAGCCAGCGUCUCGCCGCCUCCUCCUGUCCUCCAUGGGGCUCUGCUGCUGAGGCUGCCGGGCUAGUGCUGCAGGCAGCGGGGCUCUCUGAUUGAUGCCAUCGGCCAGGGGCUCAGGUCAGACUAUGAGCGGGGCGAGCUGUAAAGCGAACGGCGCCGUGUACCCCGCCUCCUCCGCGGCCAUGAGCUCCGUGAAGAAGCCGAAGAUGGAGCAGAUCCAGGCCGACCAUGAGCUCUUCUUACAGGCCUUUGAAAAACCAACUCAGAUAUACAGAUUCCUCCGAACUAGGAAUUUGAUUGCACCCAUAUUUUUGCACAGGACGCUCACCUUCAUGUCUCACAGAAACGGCCGAUCAAAUGCCAGAAGGAAAUCAUUCAAAGUGGAUGAUAUGUUACAGACAGUUGAGAGGAUGAAAGGAGAGCAGGAUUCUCUAAGUUUGUCAUCACAUCUACAGUUAACCUUCACUGGGUUCUUCCAUAAGGAUGAAAAGCCAUCUCAGAAUUCAGAAAAUGAACAAAAUUCCGUUUCCUUAGAGGUGCUACUUGUCAAAGUCUGCCAUAAAAAACGCAAGGAUGUCAGCUGUCCGAUAAAGCAAGUGCCUACAGGUAAAAAGCAGGUGCCUUUGAACCCUGACAGUAACCAAACCAAGCAUGGAUCCUACCCUUCCUUACUGGUCUCCAGCAACGAGUUUGAGCCCAGCAACAGCCACAUGGUCAAGUCCUACUCGCUCCUGUUCAGGGUGUCUCGCACGGGGCGGAGGGACGCCAACGGUCUGGUCAACGGAGAGGCCAACGAGAACAUUGAUGUAAUAGAUACUCCCACUAGAAAGAAGAGAAGUUCAUCCCAUAGAGACGAGGGAGAGACCACAGAGACCUUUGUCGCACAGAUGACUGUCUUUGAUAAGAAUAGGAGAUUGCAGCUGCUGGACGGGGAGUACGAGGUGUCGAUGCAAGGGAUGGAGGACAGCCCCGUCAGCAAGAAGCGAGCUACGUGGGAAACCAUUCUGGAUGGAAAGAGACUGCCACCAUUUGAGACAUUUUCUCAGGGACCCACACUGCAGUUCAUGCUGCGUUGGACAGGCGAUGCCAGCGGAAAGUCCACUGCCCCCGUAGCAAAACCACUUGCUACGCGCAACUCAGACAGCUCCAGCCCCAUGGAGACCAGAACCAGCAACCACCGAGCUGCCCUCAUGACAGUGAAAGAGUCAGUGAGCACAGACAUUCAGACGAGGAAAGAGCAGGUCCUGUGUGAGCCGCGGCAGAAGCUACGUAUAUUUUAUCAGUUCUUGUACAACAAUAACACGCGGCAGCAAACAGAGGCAAGAGAUGAUCUUCACUGUCCCUGGUGUACCCUGAAUUGCAGCAAACUCUACAGCCUGCUCAAACACCUCAAACUCUCCCACUCCCGCUUCAUCUUCAACUAUGUGCCUCACCCCAAAGGAGCAAGGAUAGACGUGUCCAUCAACGAGUGCUAUGACGGAUCGUACGUCGGCAACCCUCAGGACAUCCACAGCCAACCCGGCUUUGCUUUCAGUCGCAAUGGCCCAGUUAAGAGGACCGCUGUGACUCACAUACUGGUUUGCAGGCCCAAGAGGACUAAACCGAGUCUGUCAGAAUUCCUGGAGACUGAGGACGGAGAGUUGGAGCAGCAGAGGACCUACGUCAGCGGACACAACCGCCUCUACUUCCACAGCGACAGCUGCAUGCCGCUGCGGCCCCAGGAGAUGGAGGAGGACAGCGAGGACGAGAGAGAUCCAGAGUGGCUCCGAGAGAAGACCGCCACGCAACUGGAUGAGUUCACCGAUGUCAACGAGGGAGAGAAGGAAGUGAUGAAGCUGUGGAACCUGCAUGUCAUGAAGUACGGUUUCAUUGCUGACAACCAGAUGAAUCAGGCCAUAAUGCUCUUUGCGGAGAACACCGGCGCUUACAUCGUCCGCCGCAACCUCUGCCGCAACUUCCUCCUGCAUCUGAUCAGCAUGCACGACUUCAACCUGGUGACCACGGCCACCAUCGACCGCGCCAUGGCCCGCCUGAGACAGAUCCAGGAGGAGCUUCCGGACGCCGAGGAGGAGGAGCAGCAGGACCAGACUCUGGUUUCAGCGGGAGCCUGCAACGGCAAUGCCAUCACCUCCACCGGAGGGAAACAGGGCAAGAGGACAAAAAGCGCACUAACAGACUGAUGUAGGGUGGAUGGAUGGAUGGAUGGAACCAUGAAUGUCCUGUUUUUUUUCUGGUAUCAUUUUUGUUGUUGUCCUUCUUCAAUGGACAUUACCAACCCUUUGGUGCUUAGAUAGGUGCAGGAACCGGUCAGCAGAGGAUCUGACCGGUUACACAAGGUAAACAAGUUUUCUGAACUUACGAACUGAACCAAAUAUGAACAAUGUAAAAGUGAAACACCUACACAAACCAGGAAUUUGAAGACUGGCUGAUGUAAGUCAAACCUACUUAAUAUGCAUUUUGUAGGAGCCACUGAAGUAUCUGUCUGUGGGUCAGAGAGUGAACAAACAAAUAGUCCUCUGAUGUGGCACUUUGGUUUGGCCACGUGAGAGACAACUGUAUGAAGACUACAGUUAAAAACGUACUGGUAACGUCACACUUGAUUAUUUGUACACAUACACAAUAACCUUGUUGAGAUCUUAUCCUUUUAGCUCAUUAUUUUUUAGCACUUGGUGUGUUUGUAUUUAGAAAGCUUACCUUCAUUUUCUUUGUAUUACUCAUGCUGCGCCAAAUGUUAAAUGCAGCGUUUCCACUGGUGUCAGUGGAGAAACAUUAGUCUUUUUGAUUUCACUGUUGUGAAUGACAUUUGAACAGUCAUACAGUGACAGUGAAAACCUACACUAUUGGCAUCAAUGUCUAGAGUUUAUAAAGCUUGUGUUACGGCCCCCAAUAUGGAUUGUGGGAUUUGCUGGUAGGUUGCCAUGACUAGUGAUUUACUGUAAGCCUUGGAUCCUGAACAAGAGAAUAAAUUCUGAAUUGGGUCCAUGCUAAAAACUCCUACUUCAUCACCCAUAAGCCUUUUGGCCUGCAUUGUUAAUAGGCCAAGGAAAGCCAGGGAAACUUUUUCGGAAUAUUUUGUUUACAAAAACAACCAGCAGCACAUCACCCCGUGUAUCAUGCAGAGUGCAUCACCUGUAACUUUCUUUUCACUUUGAGGUUCGAACAUGCAAUCACAAUGUUUUAUUUUUUUUGAGUAUCUGAAGCUAAUGACAGAAUUGUGUUUGCGUGUAAUCACAUCAAAUGUUGAGCCGUGCCCCGUUCUGAAUCCAGUCAUUAACAGAUUGCAGUUCUUCUCUCAAAGCAAUAUGCUGUUUAUUAGAUGGUUGCCUUUUCAGGUCAAAGUCAGUUUGUCUGUCUGUCCUGUUAGGUGCAGUUUAUGCCAAAGGCGAAUAUUGUCUCUUAGUUCAGUAUAUUAUUUAGCGUCUUUUCUUUUGUUCAUUCCAUAACAAACAGCAGUAGUUGUGUUUCGUAGUUUCAUCCGACUUCCCUUGUGGACAACCAAAUUAACAAUAUAGUUUUCCUUCCUCCACUAUUCCUGGUUUCUGUAUUCAUCUGGAAAAAGAGACAUAUUCACCUUUUAUUAUCAAAACACCCUGUUAAAAAUUGUUAAGUGUACACUCUGGCUAGGGGGACUUUUAUAUUUAAAGAAAUAAAAUGAAUUUGUCCUUAUUUGCGGCUGUAAUGUUGUAGCCAUUUGGACUCUACCAAAUUAAACUCCCUCAUUCAUGGUCUCUGCCUAGUAAUUCCACUUGUCUGGAUAAUACCAUUCCCUCCAGACUAAAAGCUCUGUUUAUAGAUUUUAUAUGAACAAUUAAUGCCACACAAAUAAAAAAGAAGAUAUUUCA
Molecule: messenger RNA, 4016 nt
Organism: Anoplopoma fimbria (sablefish)
Lineage: Eukaryota; Metazoa; Chordata; Actinopteri; Perciformes; Anoplopomatidae
Gene: suz12b
Product: SUZ12 polycomb repressive complex 2 subunit b
Exons: 17
Coding region: 270-2354 (694 amino acids)
Cellular component (GO): nucleus; ESC/E(Z) complex
Molecular function (GO): chromatin DNA binding
Source: RefSeq, a predicted model, not a curated record